AUCUAACAAGACCAAGUGCUUCUUGAUGAUUUACUCAUGAAUUAUCCAUCCACCUUCAGUGCAACAACACAGUCGGAUAGCUUAGGUCACAAACAUUACUUUGGAUUCGUGUUGCGUAUACCUUCGUUAUCUCUUGUUGGAUUGGAUUAAUUUACACUGGGUAAUUUGUUGGAUUAAAAAUGAGUAUUUGGUGAAGAAAGUACUGUUUCUUUGAAGAAGGAUUACAUAUUGCUACCACAUACAAUGGAACAGGGUGAAGAGAUAAAAGUUAAGACCUUGAGGGAAAGUUUCGAGAAUGAUGAAUCUUCUAAGAUCCGGACUAAACCUGCCAUCCCAGAGAAACCCAAAACUAUCCCCCCAAUAUCUCCCACCACAAAAAUCAGCAACCCCCUAAUUGCUUCCAUCAACUCAGCUGUGGAGAACCGCUUGGCCCCUCGCGUGGUCUUUAAAGAUGACAAAAAGAACCGUCAAGUUUCUCAACCUCAGACUUCACUAGUAAAGGCAAAACCUAUUUUGCUGGAUAAGAACCAGAAGAAAGAAGCAGAUCUUAUCAAACAAGCCCUGAAAGAUAAGAAGAUUCUGCCAUUGAGUCCUGUUACUCCAGUCUUAGAACAGACACCUCAACCUGAGUCUAAUCAAAAGUCCUCAGAGACACCAGUCAAAGUUUCUACACCAAACAAGAAGACCAUAUUCAACAAGACAGACAAGGAUGAGAAAGAGAAGACAUACCCCUCAGAAUGCGAUGUACCAGCUACUCCUAUUCUUAAUCAUUCAGAGUCUAGCAUUUCCACUCCUGCCAAGGCAGAGGCCACAGAGCCUGUGGUUCCCAAAGCUCUUGUUCCACCUGUUAGAGCAAACCCUACUAUCUCUGCUCCAGUCAGUUCUCCUCCUGCAGUUUCAGUCUCAAAACCUUCUGCCCUGACAGAUCCAGAACCUGUCUCCCAAAAUGGUCCUCAAACGAAGAACUCAAGGCCAGACAUUCCCAUUGGACAUAAUUCCAAUGCAAUAAGUCCAGCAGCAGAUAUAUUUUCACAUGAUUUACCAGAAGAGGCCACCUCCAUUCCAGAAAUCCCUGAUAUGACUGAUAUGGAUAUUCCACCUCCAAUUGUUCCUGAGGACUUUUCUGAUGGUGGCACUUCUGCUGUAGAUUUAUCUGCCAAUGUUACUCCCAAGUUUUCAUUUCCUGGGGCUUCUCUUUCAGUUGCUCCAGAUUCCAGCAGUCCAACUCUAUCUCAUACAGCCUCCCCUAUUCCAGCAACAGAAACCCCAGAUUCAGAUGCUGUUUUUGUAUUCAGUCCUUUCCCAGCAUCUUUAACUCCAUCAACAAAGGUAGAGUCAAUGGCAGAAAACAAAAUGAGUGAAUCCCACAAAGCUACUGACAAGACAGAAAAGCCCUUGGAAGCUCCAUUGUCCAGCUCACCCAAGACUAUUUCAGUGGUCUCUGCUCUCGCAAGAGCUGAAGAAAUGGCCCCUGUUAAGCAUAACGCUUGUGAUCAACGAUUGCUUAACCUUCUAGAAAAGGCUAAACGAAAGUCUACAACAGGUUCUCAGGUAUCCACACCUGAAAUGCUGCCUGUAAUUGAUACAGAUCUGCCCAACAAUGCUCCAUUUAUGCCUUCACCACCAGAGACAGCCCACGCUGAACCAUUGUCACAUAUGGAAGUCCCAGAUGCCCCCGCAACUCUUCCUGAUAUCCCCUCUAUUGACUAUGAGGGUAAGGCAGAAGAAGCAGCAGAAACGGAGUAUAACACCCAGCCCAUUCAAGCAGCCCUCAGUGACCAAGAUCACAGGAAAAGUUCACCUGCUCCGAAGAUGGUGAUUGUGCAAAAACCUGUUGUACCUCCUCCACCUCCCCCCAGAAAGCCCCAGACAACUAUAUCUAAUGGUGGCCUCAUACCAGAGAAACCACCUCAGUCCCCAAGCAUGGAUAUACAGUCCACCGUUCUGCCAAAUCAGCCCCUGGAGGACAAUGGAAUCAUUAUCCCAGCUCCUGCAGAUUUUACCCAAGAUGAUUCAACACCUGAAGAUUCAGAAGUUUGUGACCCAUCUGAAACGGUUCACUCACAAGCAGAUUAUGGAAAUCCUGGACCAUCAGUUCACAAGGAAGCAUUUUCAGAACACUUAAAUCUCGAACAUCAGAACCCAAAUAUGAACACUACAGAUGUUGGGCUUCCCAGGACAGUGACAACUGAAAAUUCAGAAUCAGUACCAGACCCUCUGUUCAAUCCAACUCUCCCAUCUCUAUCAGGAAAACAAACGAACUACAGCAACACAGAGGUGGAAGAUGUCGCAGUCAGCAAGAAAAAUAAAAUACCAAAGAAACAACGCAAAGGAUCUCCUAUGAAUCCAUAUGCUGAUCCACCUGUUGCGGCAGAGGAGAUCCCCAAGAAAGCAUUGUUUUCCAAAAAGAACUCUGGGUCGGAUGAAAAGGAUCUGAAGCCGAAAGAAAAACAAAAGCAGAAGGACAAAGAGAAAGAAAAGAAGGAGCUGAAGGAAAAGGAAAAGAAGGAGCAGAAGGAGAAGGAAAAAGACAAGGAGCCGAAGGAAAAGGAAAAGAAGGAGCAGAAGGAGAAGGAAAAAGACAAGGAGCCGAAGGAAAAGGAAAAGAAGGAGCAGAAGGAGAAGGAAAAAGACAAGGAGCUGAAGGAAAAGGAAAAAGACAAGGAGCUGAAGGAAAAGGACAAAGAAAAGAAGGAACAGAAGGAUAAGAAAAAAGAUCAAAAGGAGAAGGAAAGAGACAAGAAGGAGCUCAAAGAGAAGGAAAGAGAAAAGAAGGAACAGAAAGAGAAAGAAAAGAAAGAAAAUGAAAUGAAGAAAAAAUUCAAGAUCACAGGACAGGAGGAGACCUUGUACCAAGCUAAAGUGACAGAGACCACUAAGGGCCGUAAGGAUGAUCUGGCAGUAAAAGCUGGAGAGAUCAUCAACAUUAUUCGCACCACAGACUGCCCGAAAGGAAAAUGGCUGGCCAGGGAUAAUACAAACAAAUAUGGCUAUAUACCAGUGGAGAAUGUGGAGUUGAAUAUUCAGGAGAUUAUGGAGCUGGGAAAUAAAGCUAAAGCUGCUAACAUGCCCAGCAUUAAUGGGAUCGUAGAGUCAGACGUCCCCAGAACAAACAUCAUAUCCUCACCUCAUUAUAGCCUGAACCAAGAGAGCUUUGAAGAUGACAGUGAGGAGUGGGGUGAUGAUGACGACACAGUUUUCCAACCAACUCACACUACAAAUCUAGAAUUGAACCAGAAAGUUGCUUCAUCAGACAUUGGUCCUGAGACAGUUUCAGCUCUGCCAGCACAUACUGAUAGAAGUGAUCAUGUUCAUGCAGGACAAGAGGCGCUUCAAAAACUGUCGACCUUCUUUGCGCAGCCGAAACCACAGAACAAUACACCAACCAAAGAACCUGUGCCACUUACUGUCAAUGCUGAGGAACCAGUCAGUUCACGCAAACAGGAAAUGGAUGUACAGAUCCUUCCUCCUCCGGAUCUCUAUGCUGACAUUGUUGUGGGGUGAACAGAGCAUAUUUAUACCAUAUGACACGUGAUGGACAUUUUGAAAGACUGCAACGUAUGCUGCGUCGUUCUGUCUGAUGGUACGUUGUGAAAGAACUCGACUGCGACUCUUCCCCCGGCACUGAUGUGAAAGAAUGCUGUCAGGCAUGUAGAAAAAAAUGAGGUGUUUGUUGUACACAUGGCUCAAGGUGGGGUUCAUUUAACUCCCAUUUUACAUAAGAAGGACUUUGAAUGGAGCAAUAUACAGUAACUAUUCAUAUAUAUAUGCGCAGUCACUGUACAAUGUCAUUACUUUCCUUCUGGAAUCUGGGUGUUUUUACUUCCACCAUGUUAUUCUGAGUAAUCUGAUUAAAGAUUCCUUUUAGAUGAUGUUUGACUGUAAAACUGCUCUGUAAUACAAACACCACAAAGCUAAACAGGAAAACAAAUCAAAAGUAACAAGGAACCAAUCCUUCAGCUGAGGUUCCACUAACGUUGAAGGAUAUUGUUUUCCAUUUAAAACUUUUAAGAUCGUGUUGUAUUACUUGUAUCAUUGGUUAUCUUCACAUAAGCACAAGCGCCAGUUUAUAUUAAAGUAUUUUCAGCAUACAGUCUUUACAAAACCUAAUCAGUCUUGACAGAAAUACGAAUUGAUUCCAGCUGUGCUUUGAUAGUAUUUGAUAGUAUUACAUCCAUGUACCGUUAUAUUAUUAAAGAUGUGUGGUGUAUGUCUCACCUCAGGUGUUAGACCAUCUAAGUGUUUGGAUAAUGGUUACUUAUUUAAAAAAAAAAAACAAUUUAUAUUAGUCAUAGAGUUAAAGCUUUCCAAGUCCUACUUCUUCAGGAAUGAAUGAUCUUGGCAUUUUGGUAAUGCUAAAAACACUAAAAUGCAUGAACUGGUAUGUUGUGAUGUUUUGACAAUCCAUCCUAGCCUAGCAUGUGUUGAUCGUAUUUAUUUGUACUGCUAACAUGAAAUGAUUUCGAUUUUCCAGUAACCACAAGACAAUAUGCAUUUAUAUGCUCAAUACACAUUUUCUUUUUACUUCUCUUUUUUUUGUACAAUAAAUAAUAAAGUGCAAAUUCGAACACCA
This is a messenger RNA of Neoarius graeffei (lesser salmon catfish), 4573 nucleotides long. Its product is annotated as transcription initiation factor TFIID subunit 3. The record is from RefSeq and is a predicted model, not a curated record. The transcript has 18 exons. Bases 244 to 3504 code for a protein of 1086 amino acids. Gene Ontology annotation, molecular function: protein binding. NCBI's taxonomy places the organism in Eukaryota, Metazoa, Chordata, Actinopteri, Siluriformes, Ariidae.